Messenger RNA from Strongylus vulgaris, 92 nucleotides. The record is from the annotation of a GenBank genome assembly. Lineage: Eukaryota; Metazoa; Nematoda; Chromadorea; Rhabditida; Strongylidae.
AUGGAUGAAGAAGACAUCUACACAGUUUACGAAGCUGUAGACAUCUUGAAAUGGGAUGUUUCCAAGAUGGGAAAGAAAGUGAGACUUUGAAG